Symsagittifera roscoffensis is the source of this 2861-nucleotide messenger RNA. Its product is annotated as polypeptide N-acetylgalactosaminyltransferase 1-like. NCBI's taxonomy places the organism in Eukaryota, Metazoa, Xenacoelomorpha, Acoela, Convolutidae. The transcript has 5 exons. Gene Ontology annotation, cellular component: Golgi apparatus. Bases 991 to 2757 code for a protein of 588 amino acids. Gene Ontology annotation, biological process: protein O-linked glycosylation. The record is from RefSeq and is a predicted model, not a curated record. Gene Ontology annotation, molecular function: polypeptide N-acetylgalactosaminyltransferase activity.
AGCUAGCACAAACAUGUAUAACUUGUCAUACCGCAUCUAUUUGACUGUGACUUGACGCUCCUCCAGUUUUUACGACUUGAAUUUAAAAAGCAUAUUAAAUAUCCGCUUGCUCUUUUUCCGAUAACAAUGACAACAUUGACAACAAGGAGCGGAAGGAUGAUUCAGACAUUGGACCCUUUGUUACUACUUUUAUUUUUGCUUUUUUGAACCGUUUUUGUGGUCAUGUCCCUUGUAAAUGUUUUCGGAACAUACUUUUACUAUGUCGCAAUUAAAACUAAUGCUAUGCUAUUUCCGUGAGGAGAAAAAUCAAUCCGUAAUUAAUCAGACAAAAAUGGAUCCUCCUGUAUCUACUCCAAAAAUGAAGUUUGAGUUUAUGAAUUUUUUUCUCCUCUAAGUUUACAGUUAAGCACAGUGUUGCUUGAAAAACUCGGCAGACAACCACCAGUUUGAAAAAAUAACAUAUUUAUGCUUUUAUUUGUAGGUAUGGAGAUUCUUAAGUUGGUGCCAUAAGGGGAGAUUGUUAAGUACAUCCAAAGUACUUUAAUUAAAGCCGGUAUAAUUGUGUUUAUAUAAACAGAAUUCGUAUAACCUCCUUGGUAAAUUUUCAUUGAAGGUUUCAGAGGAAAAAACACGUUCAACGCUAAAUUCGACUUGCGCUUCUUUUUUUCACGCUGCGAUUUGUUUUGUUCAACUCAGCAUUACGCGUGUUGUUAAUUUUUUUGCGUAUGUUUAAUUCAGUUAGAGAGAAAAAACAUCUUAAGGAUUUUUUCUCCAUUUCCCAUCAAAAACCUGUGUAAAAAGCAACAAUUUUAUUUCAAUUAAUUACUUCGUUGGCUCUUCAUCAUUGACAUAUUGAAUGUUUUGAACGGUAAUUGGCGAUACUUAGCUGACUUUAUCGAUGAUAUAUUGACAUUUGACUGUACUUUUCAACUUUCUGAGUAGAAUGUUUUAAAUAGUUGGCCAUACUCUCGAGCAAACAGCUGGUUGGCAAUGAAAACUAUUCAGUUCAAGAAAGCGCGAGUGUUAUUUGCUGGUAUCUUAGUUUGUUUUCUCGCUAUAUUACUCAUCAAAAACUACAGCGAACAAAUAGGUCGUGCCUUCAGCAAACGCAAUGCAGGCAAUGUGGGUGAACCAACGCUGGGAAAAAAUGUACCCAUGACCCCGAAGCACGAGCCCCCGAUUGAAGAUGCAGGGAGCAUAGAAUCAGGCUGGGUCAAACCGAAGAUUGCCCGUCCAGGUGAUGACGGGAGACCUGUUAUUUUGCUGCCUGAAGAAGAAGAAAAAGCCAAAAAUCAGUGGAGUCUUAAUGAGUUUAACAUGGUUGCUGCGGCUAAGAUCCCUUUAGACAGAACGUUACCAGACUUCCGGCAUAAAAUGUGCAAAGAUAUCGAUUAUAAUGUUACCAAAUUGCCGAAGACGAGUAUCAUUGUUAUUUUCCAUAAUGAGGAGUAUUACACUUUGCUGAGAACUGCUACAAGUUGUUACAAUAGAUCGCCACCUCAUUUACUGAAGGAGAUUAUUUUGGUUGAUGAUUUCAGUGAGCGAGAUCAUUUAAAAGAGCCCUUAGAAAGGUACGUGAACGCGCACUACGAGGGCAAAGUGAGGGUGGUUCGGACUCCCUCGCGACACGGACUGAUUAGGGCGAAGAACUUCGGCAGCAAGCACGCCACAGGGGACGCCCUCAUCUUCCUCGACUCCCACUGCGAGUGCACGGAAGGCUGGCUGCCCCCUCUGCUGGCCGCUCUCAGGGACAACCCCAAGACAGUGGUGCAACCAGUUAUUCCAGGAAUCGACCAGCAGACCCUCGCCUUCCAGCAAAGCCAAGUCUCCCUGUCUGCCCAGGGCACUUUCGAGUGGAGCAUGCUGUUCUUUUGGCGAGAUAUCCCCCAACACGACCAGAAGCUACGCAAAACCCCUGUUGACAGAAUCAGGAGUCCCACUUUGGCAGGGGGUCUGUUCGGACUCAUGAGGGAGUGGUGGGAGCACUUGGGAAGAUAUGACGACGGCAUGGAGUUAUGGGGUGGAGAGAACCUGGAGCUGUCUUUUAAGUCGUGGUUGUGUGGGGGUCAGGUUCAGUACAUCCCCUGCAGUCACGUGGGACAUAUCUACAGGGGAAAACAUCCUUAUCAUUGGUACAAGCCAGGCCCAGACAGAGCAUUCACAGUAAAUGCCAGGCGUCUAGCUGAAGUGUGGUUGGACGAAUACAAGAAGUUCUUCUACGAAGUAGCUCCCGAUGCCAAGACACUCGACAUGGGAGACUUAUCAGAGCAACUGGCCAAUAAGAAACGCCUCAACUGCAAACCAUUCAAAUACUUCAUAACUGACGUCGUCAUUGACAUGCAUCCACCAACCCUGAAAAACAAAGCUGAAGGCAGCAUGAAAACCUUGUAUGAUAAUUUGUGUGUGGAUAGUUACAAUGAAAAAACAGGACCAGCUAAGUUGUUUUCUUGUCAUCACCAGGGUGGCAACCAGGCCGUAUCUUUAUCAGAAAUAGGCGAAAUCAGACUACAUAUCACAUCGUGCCUCGAAAACUCGCCCGGAACUUCACAAGUGUCCAUGGCCCAGUGCAACGGAAGCCAGAAACAGAUGUGGGAUCAUAAAAAGGGGGAGGGGUGGCAGGUAAUUCACAAAGUGACACACCAAUGCCUCACUCAACACGAAACGACAAUCAAAUUAGCCGACUGUAUCGACGAAUCGAAAAAAGAAAGUAAGCCGCAGAAAUGGUUGUUUGAUAAGUACUACGACCCUCCGCAAUAAAAAAGGUGCAUAUAACUGACGAUUAUUAAAAACCGUAAAUUAUUUAUAACCACAUAUUCCUUUAAAUGUUUUCCAUAUUUUCUUUCACUGGACUGAAUCAAUUA